GGAGAGAAGGUGUCUGAGCCUGAGGCAGAAAACCCACCCUAGGCCCUCCCAUUCCGGUGCCAAACCAGGAAGAAGGUGGGGCCGGCACUCAGAUGGCCCUGGAGGUCACUCACUGAUCGAUCAGGGGGCUGCCAAAGCAAAGGCCCUGAAAUCAGGAAAUGGAGCCCCAGAACCAGAGACCCGGGGCCUGCCUGGGAUGCUACAACCCAGCCCCAGACAUCAGAAACAAGAUCAGGCGUUUAUAUCGAAAGACAUUCCUCUUCCACUUCCGGAACCUUCGCUGGGCCCUGGGCCGGAACAACACCUUCCUGUGCUACCAGGUGGAUAGAGAGGAGCGUGACUCAACUGUCCCCAUUCACAGAGGGGUCUUUAAAACCCAGGUCUUCCCGGAGACCCGCCUGCACGCCGAGCUGUGCUUCCUCUACUGGCUGCACGACUACCUCCUGCAGCUCCGCGACCAGCACUUACAGAUCACCUGGUUCAUCUCCUGGAGUCCCUGCUCUGACUGUGCACAGCAGGUGGCCGCCUUCCUGGCCAGCCACUCCAACUUGAGCUUGACCAUCUAUGCCGCCCGCCUCUAUUACUUCUGGAAGCACUCAUACCAAGAGGGGCUUCGCGCCCUGCAGCGGGAAGGAGCCAGGGUGGAAAUCAUGUCCCUCAGAGAGUUUGAGCACUGUUGGGAGAACUUUGUGCACCCCUACGACGGACGGCCAUUCCGGCCUUGGAAGAACCUGAUUAGAAAUUACCACUUCCAGGUCAAGAAGCUGCAGAAGAUUCUGGUCAUGAAGCUGCUAAAGAAGGAAACGUUCCACCUGCAGUUUAACAACCAGCACCGGGCGCCCUGGCCCUACCACCGCAGGAAGACCUACCUGUGCUACCAGCUGCGGCUCCAGGGCUCCCCGUGUGACCAGGACUACUUUCAAAACAAGAAGGGUCACCACGCGGAGAUUCGCUUCAUAAAGAAGAUCCGUUCCUUGGACCUGGACCAGAGCCAGAACUACGAAGUCACCUGCUACCUCACCUGGAGCCCCUGCCCCGACUGCGCCCAGGAGCUGGUGGCGCUCACACGAAGCCACCCCCACGUGCGGCUGAGGCUCUUCACCUCCCGCCUCUACUUCCACUGGUUCUGGAGUUUCCAGGAGGGGCUGCGGCUCCUGUGGCGAUCCGGGGUGCAGAUCAGGGUCAUGAGUCUCCGAGAGUUCACCCACUGCUGGGUCAAGUUUGUGAACCACGGGGGAUGUCCCUUUGAGCCUGAGCUYUGGGACGGGCUGGAGCAUCGCAGCCAAAGCAUACAAAAUCGCCUCAAUCGCAUCCUGGGGUUGCCACCUGUCACUGCCACCUGUGCCACCUCCUGUCCCCACCCAUGCUGCUCAGCAGUCUUGAGUCUGCAGGAUCUGACAGCUAACUUCAGAAACCUGCAGCUUUGACCCGCAUCACCCUCCGCAAUAAGACGGACUCUGAGAGCAGAGAGCAUGGCGGACCUGCGCUGGUGGCCUUU
Urocitellus parryii (Arctic ground squirrel) is the source of this 1498-nucleotide messenger RNA. RefSeq names its product DNA dC->dU-editing enzyme APOBEC3-like. Lineage: Eukaryota; Metazoa; Chordata; Mammalia; Rodentia; Sciuridae. The record is from RefSeq and is a predicted model, not a curated record. Gene Ontology annotation, biological process: negative regulation of single stranded viral RNA replication via double stranded DNA intermediate; cytidine to uridine editing; defense response to virus. Gene Ontology annotation, molecular function: zinc ion binding; RNA binding; cytidine deaminase activity. Gene Ontology annotation, cellular component: nucleus; cytoplasm; P-body.